Syngnathoides biaculeatus (alligator pipefish) is the source of this 959-nucleotide messenger RNA. It is a transcript of the gene tmem17, whose product is annotated as transmembrane protein 17. Gene Ontology annotation, cellular component: ciliary transition zone. Lineage: Eukaryota; Metazoa; Chordata; Actinopteri; Syngnathiformes; Syngnathidae. The record is from RefSeq and is a predicted model, not a curated record. The transcript has 5 exons. Gene Ontology annotation, biological process: non-motile cilium assembly. Bases 242 to 790 code for a protein of 182 amino acids.
GAUCUUUUGGGUCUACAUUACGCUGACCCGGUGAAUGUGCCAGUAUAAAUUCAUUUAUUUCACAUCUGGAUGCAUCGGGAGAAUGCUGAGCCAAAACAACCAAACGACUCCUGAGCAGAAGGCUGUCGUGGCCUGGUAGCCAUGGCGACGAGAGCACAGCGUUUGCUGUCGGCGAACAGGAAGAGGAGUGUCGUUUUCUCCUGUUUUGUUGUUGUUAUCUUUAGCAUUCCCGCUGCACACCAUGGAGAUUCCGGCCACUAUCCGAAAACGUUUGGAAGAUUUUUCUCGUAAUGUGUUUGUGGAGCAGGGUCAGGCUCCCUCGAAGGAGCGCUACACGUCACCGGCACACGACAGACGCGUUUUGUCCAGUCUGCCCCUCCAGAUGUCUCUGUUCUUCAACAUGUGCUUCUUCCCCCUGUGGUGGAUCAGCGAGCUCAUCAUGCUGCACCUCAAAUAUUCUGCUUUGCCUGACUACUAUAAAUUUAUCCUUGUGACUGUCCUCAUCCUGAUGACUGUGAUUGAGGCCAUCAGACUUUAUCUCGGCUAUGUGGGCAACCUGGGGGAAAAGAUUGCAGAGUUGGCUGGUUUUUGGCUGCUGAGUAUCUUGCUGCAGUUGCCACAAAUCCUCUUUCAGCUUUUCAAUGAAGCCAUUCUCGUCCAACCCUUGGAGAGAGGCAUUCAUAUCGUUCUAGCGCUUUUCAUCCUCACGCAAGCUGUUGCUGGUUUUGUGGCUCUCCGGGACUUGGUCAGGCAUACAGAGAGUCAGUUUCAUCUUCGCCAGUUUGACUGACUUCACACAUCAGAGCACCUCAUACUGCUGAGACUCAGCCUCAAUAUCAUAUUUUGUUUUUAUAAAAUGUACAAAUUUCAUAUAUGAAGAGAAAACAUUUAUUUUUUUAUUUUGUUGACAUUUCAUGGGAUUGCACUAUUGAUGUUUUUAAAUAAAAACUUGGAACUUA